ACACCGAUGGAGUUUCAUGGAGUCAAGCUCCCGGCGAUUGCCCAUCACAGCCGCCACUGGCACUGUGUGCUCCCCGCCGCCGUCCUCACGACGUGCCUUGUGGUCCUCGCGGCGAUGAGCCUGCCCGGCCGCGUGCCGCUGAUGCCGCCGUUGCUCCCGAGCAUGACCGGCCAUGGACGAGGCGUCAACGGGUCCUGCGACAUAUUCAAGGGCGAGUGGGUGCCCGACCCGGGCGCGCCGCGAUACACCAACGAGACGUGCCCCGUGAUCCACGGCCACUACGACUGCAUGCGGUACGGCAAGCCGGACCUCGGGUUCGUGCGGUGGCGGUGGCGGCCGGACGGGUGCGAGCUGCCCCGCUUCGACGCGGCGCGCUUCCUCGGCGCCAUGAGGGGCAAAUCCGUGGCGUUCGUCGGCGACUCGCUCGCCAGGAACCAGAUGCACUCGCUCGUGUGCCUCCUGGCGCGGGCCGAGCGGCCCGUGCCGUGGACCAAAGCGGGCUACGUCUACCGCUACGAGCGCCACGGCUUCGCCGUCGCCGACUUCUGGUCGCCGUUCCUCGUCCGCGCCGUCGAGACGGACCGGGACGGCCCGGCGCGUAGCGGGGCGGGCCUGUGGAGCCUCCACCUGGACGAGCCGGACGCUGGAUGGGCGGCCCACGCCGGCAUGUUCGACUACGUCGUCGUCUCCGCCGGCAGCUGGUUCUACCGGCCGUCCGUGUUCUACGAGCGCGGCCGCCUCGUCGGGUGCAGCGGCUGCCUCGCGCCCAACGUCACCGACCUCACGCUCCGGUACUCCAUGCGGCUGGCGUUCCGGAGCGCGCUCCGCGCGGCCGUGGGCGCGCCGGGCGGCCGCUCCAGGACGGUCAUCGUGCGGACGAUCUCACCGUCGCACUACGAGAACGGGACGCGGAGCGAGGACGGCGACUGCGUCCGGACGCGGCCUCUCCGGCGUGGUCAGUGGGAGAUGGACGAGGAGCAGAAGGAGAUGCGCCGGAUACAGGUGGAGGAGUUCGCGGCGGCAGAGGCUGCGGCGAGAGGCAAAGGGGUGAGGAUGCUGCUGAUGGACGCGACGGAGGCCAUGGCGCUGCGGCCGGACGCCCACCCGAGCAAGUACCGGCUGUGGGAGCCGGAGAAGUUCUGGGUGUCCCGUGACUGCCUACACUGGUGCCUGCCCGGCGCCAUGGACGCGUGCAACGACAUGCUGCUUCACAUGCUGAUCGGUUAA
Molecule: messenger RNA, 1227 nt
Organism: Triticum urartu
Lineage: Eukaryota; Viridiplantae; Streptophyta; Magnoliopsida; Poales; Poaceae
Source: RefSeq, a predicted model, not a curated record